Messenger RNA from Grammomys surdaster, 907 nucleotides. It is a transcript of the gene Pex39, whose product is annotated as chromosome unknown C6orf226 homolog. The record is from RefSeq and is a predicted model, not a curated record. Bases 1 to 471 code for a protein of 156 amino acids. NCBI's taxonomy places the organism in Eukaryota, Metazoa, Chordata, Mammalia, Rodentia, Muridae. The transcript is spliced from 2 exons.
AUGGCGGAGCACCCCUGUAAUCCCAGCACUGGGGAAGUGGAGGGCCAGAAAUUCAAAGUUGGGUUUGGGAGAUGGAAGGUGGUUGCUCCCACGCCGCCCGGAAGUUCUUGUGGCCCGUUCCCGGGCGCGAGCUGGUGGCGGAACAUGGACGUGGGUGGCGAUGUCCGCAGCGCGAGCGGAGCGCUGGCGUCUGCCGAGCCGGCGCCUGCCUCGGUGACCCUGGCGGAGCUCCUGCGCCUGGUUCAGAAGGGACAGGAGCUCCCGGGCCUGGAGAAACGCCACAUCACUGCGACCCACGGCGAACCCUCCGCGUCUCUACUCCCACGGAGGCCCAAGCCCUGGGAAGACGCGGGCUCCGCCGCCUCAUCCCGCACCACCGCCCUAGACCCGAGGGCGCAGCCUCCGGCCGUCGAGGAGCCGUCCAGGGGCAGCCCAGCCGCCCAACUCGACGGAGGCCCCAGGGGUUCCUGAGGCUCGAGGUGUCUCGCAGCUGAGAUCCGGAGGGCGUCUGGACACUUGCCACCUUUCCUCAUCUUUCUGCAUCUGCCUCAGCCAGACCCAGUGUUCCUGGGGGAUUCAAUGCUGCCCAGCAGUUUUGUUUUCGGACGCUGAAUUUCAACUCCAUCCUGUGUUGUAGUCCAUUUGUGUAACUGAAACAAGUUCCUCUGGUCACAGUAACAGGGCACGAUCUCCUGGGGCAGCUUGUUGUGAUGAUACGGAUAAACUGAGACCGAUAUAGCUUUGCAGUCGUUUGGGUUUGGUGAAAAAGUUCCUUCCCGGAAUGAUACAUAGAAAUCCUGGUUCUUGGGGGGGCUGGAGAGAGGGCUCUGGUCUCUACAGGCCUUGAGUUCAAUUCCUAACACAUCACAUGGUGACUCACAUUUGUAAUGGGAACUGAUGUCUCUUU